This is a messenger RNA of Ananas comosus (pineapple), 1637 nucleotides long. RefSeq names its product glycerol-3-phosphate 2-O-acyltransferase 6-like. Lineage: Eukaryota; Viridiplantae; Streptophyta; Magnoliopsida; Poales; Bromeliaceae. Bases 1 to 1476 code for a protein of 491 amino acids. Gene Ontology annotation, cellular component: membrane. The record is from RefSeq and is a predicted model, not a curated record. Gene Ontology annotation, molecular function: glycerol-3-phosphate 2-O-acyltransferase activity; phosphatase activity. Gene Ontology annotation, biological process: cutin biosynthetic process. The transcript is spliced from 2 exons.
AUGAGCUCUCAUUUUGGCCCUGCUUUUCAUGUAGAGAAAGAGAAGCACUCCAUUGCCAUUGAACUGGAGGGAGCUCUUCUCCUCUCCAGAAACUUCUUUCCCUACUUUCUGCUCAUCGCCCUCGAAGCCGGUGGCCCCCUCAGGGCUCUUCUUCUCCUCCUGUCCUAUCCUUUAUCACUGUUAUUCAAACUCAUUCUCGAUGAAAACGUAGCUCUUCAUAUGAUGAUCUUCAUAUCGACUGCCGGACUUAUGGUUUCAGAUGUGAAGGCGGUCGCGAAGGCCACACUUCCACGGUUCUUUCUGCAAGAGCUCAGGCGGAGCACGUACGAAGUCUUCGCGAAGUGUGGAGGUAAGAAGUAUGUCGUGACUUGUUUGCCGAGGGUUAUGGUGGAACCAAUCUUGAGGGAGUACUUGGAUGUCGAUCACGUGAUCAGCACGGAGUUGAGGGUGUUUGGGGGCCGAUGUCUCGGCCUGGUGGCUCCGCCAGGUAUCAUGGCAGGCAGCAGAAGAUUCACCGCCCUCAUGGAAGCUCACGGGACUGAUCGGAUGAUCGAUUUCGGAAUCGGUGCGGCAUUUACUGCUCAGCCAUUCUUGAGCCUGUGCCUGGAGCAGCACCUUAUUCCACCAGAGGAGAAUAGCUCGCCAUUGCCGCGGAACAACUAUCCUAAGCCGUUGAUCUUCCACGACGGUCGUCUCGUGGCACGACCAGGGCCGUCGGAUUUUGCUAUCAUUCUUCUCUGGUUCCCUCUAGGUGUCCUCUUAGCCAUUUUCCGGAUCUUAGUGGGCCUCAUCCUCCCCUCCAAUUUGGGCCUAUUUGGUGCUGCGGCCACGGGCUUUCGCAUACGGGCCCAAUUCCCUACAGCCUGCCACAUUUCCGGGCCACCUCAAGUUACCGCUGCACCGGAAAAAAGUGGCACACUGUAUGUGUGCAAUCAUCAGACGCUUCUCGACCCUGUGAUCAUAUCGACGGUUCUCCAGCGGAAGAUCUCAGCUGUUACUUACAGCUUAAGCAGAUUCUCAGAAUUGGUCUCUCCAAUCCCGACCGUCCGAUUAACCAGGGACCGCUGUAAGGACGGUGCGAUGAUGCGGCCACUGCUUGAUCAAGGUGAUCUAGUGGUGUGCCCUGAGGGGACCACGUGCCGCGAACCAUACCUGCUCCGGUUUAGCCCGUUAUUUGCAGAGAUAACCGAUGUGGUUGAACCGGUUGCCGUUCGAGCCUACGGGACCAUGUUCUAUGGGUCCACGGUUCGGGGUCACAAGUGGUUGGACUCAUUCUUCUUUCUGAUGAAUCCGAGCCCUGCUUACCAGUUGGACUUCCUCGAGCCUGUAUUCGGCUGUCAGAAAUCGAAAUACGAUGUUGCAAAUCACAUCCAACGGUUGAUCGGGGAGGCGAUUGGGUUCAAGUGCACCAAUUUCACGCGAAAGGACAAGUAUCGGAUGCUCGCGGGCCAUGAUGGUGUGGAUACAAGAAGCUGAAAUUUUGCAGUAGUAAUUACCAGUAAUUUAUGCUCAUAGAAGUAUAAUGUUAGUAACAUUGCAGCUUACUAUUAAAUUAUUUGAGCAAUGUAUUUGCUGCAGUUUGUAGUUUGCAGCUGUUAUAAGUUAAAAAAGAGGGCGAUUUGCGACUUUAUUUCCUA